Molecule: messenger RNA, 767 nt
Organism: Ziziphus jujuba (common jujube)
Lineage: Eukaryota; Viridiplantae; Streptophyta; Magnoliopsida; Rosales; Rhamnaceae
Exons: 4
Coding region: 198-746 (182 amino acids)
Molecular function (GO): RNA binding
Source: RefSeq, a predicted model, not a curated record
ACUGAGUUUGGAAUGCAAAAUGCUUAAAAAAAAAUAAAAUAAAAUAAAAUAGAAUGCGAAGUGCAAAUACCAAAAUAAUUUAGGAUGCACUGAUAAAUAAUAUUAGGAUACAUUGAUGUCAACAAUGUAUUUCCUAAUUUACUAACAUUCCUAUUGCCACUUUAUCAAAGUUGCAAACAAAAGUUUGUGGUUGAACCAUGUGGGCGACAGCGGCGCCUUUCUCUUGCUUUGCUAGCUCUAAACUCUCCCUUCCAGCCUCCCCGACAUAUCGUAGUGAGUGCAGCUCUUUGAAGAUCAGAGCAUCUUUCUUCGAUUAUCCUCUUGCAAGCAGAAUCAUGGUUAGAAAUUUACCAUAUUCAACUAGCGAAAAUUGUUUGCAUGAUAAGUUUUCGAAGUUUGGCAGGAUAGCAGAAGUUAAACUUGUUAAGGAUGAAAAGACAACAAGGUCAAGAGGGUUUGCCUUUAUUCAAUUUAGGAGUCAAGAUGAGGCUAUGCUUGCUUUGGAAAAUAUGGAUAAUCAGGGUGAUUUAUAUAGAAAUAGCAAAACCAGGGAGACAUGCUUUUGGAGGAUAUCCAAGAGCCUCUGGUCGACCAAAUCAACAGCAUUUACAGGUUCAAGAGGACGUAUCAGACUGCUGGUACUAAUUAAAAACAACAUUUUAGCUACAGGAUAUAUAUAUAUAUAUAUAUAUAUGUAUAUGGUACUGUUUUCUGUUUGGUGUAGCAAUGAAAAGUUGAUUCAUUAAUAAAUUUAUUUAUUGUUUUUC